AUGGAAGAAAAUGAAGCAACUGCAGUACCACCUGAAGGUGAACCUGCUCCAGAUGCGACGCCACAGGAAGAAGGUUCCGCAGUACCUGAAGAGGGGCCUCAACCAGGACGUAAAGAAGUAGCCAUAGAAGAACCAGAGCGUUACGCGGAUGAGGAAGAUGAUUUGACAAUAACUGAAAGGAAGAUAGCCGAGGUCGCUCGAACUCUCUCCCAAAAGAUGUCGUCAAUCCGAAAGAUGUCGUUUACAGAUGGAGAGCGGGUCGAAGUGGACAAGACUGCUUUGGAAGCUAUACUGGACGUCAGCUCUCGUAUAGCAGGCAUUCAAAGGAGGAGCAGACUGUCAAUGAGCACAUUGGCUUUAUCUCACGAAUCUUAUAAAGACAAGCAAGCAAAAGCUAAAGAAGCUCGUAACAACCGCAUGGGUGGUCUCAAGCAACAGCAUAGAUAUUUACUUGAGAAUUGUGCGCUUCUAUUGAAUAGACCAAAUGAAUAUGUCCUGGAAGGUGUUUACGAUGCUGAUAUACAUAUAGAAUUAUUAGACAGCGCUAUUGCUGAAGGUGGCAGGAAUUGUAUUGUCCUGUGUGACGCCUUGCUUCCACCUUGUAAAAUGGAAUCUGGUCGAUUCGUUCCCAAUCAGAGAGGUAAAAUGGAAAGGACGUAUUUAUCUGAUGCAUCAACUAUUGGCACUGAGGGCAAGUGUGUUGCUAUGUAUAGAUUCAAGACGAAAGCUAUUGACGCCAAGAAUGUAGUAGACGAUUAUUUCUUCGUUGUAUUCGAUGUUAAUCCGGAAACAAACAACGUUGUGUCUGCUAUAUACCAUACAAUGAGACGUGUGUAUAUUCCGGCACUCAAGACCUGCCAGGGUUGGGAAGACAUUAACCCGCCUAAUCCUAACAGUCAGACUAUCAUCAAUACGUAUAUCUCCAAGAUCAUGCUGUUUGUUGAUUACCUCGCAAAAACAAAAAUUGAUUUGGACUGCUGUACUAGAUUCAAGAUUAAUUACGCCUUAUAUGAGGAUGAGCUGGCUGAUGAGGAAAAAAUGAAGCUUGCUAUAACCAAAACACAUGUACUCGAAGAAAUAUGCACGUAUGUUAAACAGUGGAUAAGGCAGAUUACUAUGGUGUUAGUACAAAGUCAACAGCUGCGUCGUGAACCUUCCAAUAUAGGUCCUUUGGCUGAGCUGGAUCACUGGCGCCGUCAGCUCACGACCUUCACGUCCAUAAUCGAACAUAUCAAGAGUGAACCAACGCAGAUGUACAUACACAUAUUAAUACGAGCAAAAUCUAAGCUUUUAAAGAAAUGGCGACAGUUGGAUAAUCUAGUCACUGAUUACUAUAAUGAAGCCUUUGACAAUGUCAAGUAUUUAUAUGCUUUGGAAAAAUAUUGCGAACCACUAUACAGGCGGCCAGAUUUCGACAAAGAUUACAAAACAUACAAAGAUGCGGUGGCUAAUCAGGAACUGUUGCUUGAAAACUUCAUGAUUAAUAGUGUGAAUAAAUGUCCAACGACUGAGAUAGCAUUGCAUUUGUUAUCUCGAUUUGAAAAACUGAAGUUAGACUGUUUGUACCUCGAAGAUCAGUAUUAUGAUUUAAUCAGAACUUAUACGGCUGAGAUAGAAUCACUGCGAGACAGGUACAAUGAAGAAAAGGAACAACCCGAAUUGCCCAGGAAUAUGCCACCAGUUUCUGGACGUAUCAUGUGGAUUAGAUUUUAUAACAAGACCAUUAAUUACCCCAUGGAUGUUUUCAAACAGCACCACGAAGUAAUUACCCAUAUGAAUACGCAGCGAUGUAUAAAAUUGUAUAAUGUCUUGUCAAUUGUUUUCACUGAAUUUGAAUUGAUUUAUCAUCACGCUUGGGCUGAGAAUGUUGGACAGGUCGGCAAACGAGCAGACGGAUUACCUGGUGGUGUACCGGACGGGGCUCAAAUUGUGGCAUUUUGUAAAGAUAAAAUCUUCGGCAACUAUGAAAGGAUCAAACAUUUGGUAGACAGGAACAAUCAAAUACGAAGGAGCAUGCCAAAACUGUACCAGCCAUUACUACGUGCUCAACUAAUCAAAUUAGAAAAUGCUUUUCAACCUGGAUUAUCUACGAUCACGUGGACAUCCUUAGAAAUACCUUCUUACUGUGAAAACAUCGAACGAGUUUUAACCGAAGUGGAUUUGUUUGUUAAAGAGGUGGUAGACAUGAAAGAAGCACGAAUAGAUGCAAUUUUAAAAUCAAUAACGAAAACCGUACUCGUUUACUUGCCCGAAGAAGCAGUAGAUCCUGCAGUGUUCUACGAAGAAAAUCUUUUGAGACGUGAUGAAAUAGCUAUGGAGAUUCAACAGAAGUCUUGGAAUGCAGAAAUAGCGGUUAUUGAACUUGUGCACAAGUUCUUGGACAGUGUCCCUUCUAAGGCUAUACAAGAUUUGAAAAAUAAAUGGUUGGAUUUAGAAAAAGCCCUAAAACAAGUGACCUCAGCAACAAGGGUAAUCACUGAAGACGCAGGUUCGCGGUCGGGGUCUAAUGUAAGUGGAGUCAGAAGUUUAUUCCGAAUGGUAUCGGAGCACAAGGAUAUCGUGAGGUCGGUGAUGGCGUUACAAGGAAUGAUGUUCAUGUACAAACCAGAUAUAGAGAAACUUAUGAAGAGCUACGGAAGAUUUUCCCAUUUAUGGGCGGAAGACAGAGUACAGCAAGUACAAGACUUUGUAGAUUCCAACCCCAUGAAUAUUAUUGUAAAGGAUAUGCUUCAUAAGUAUGAAGGACAAACUGAGGAAGUGCUGGGUCUACCCCAAAGGCACAUUAUCGGCUCCAUUCAAAUUAAUAUGGAUGACAUAAAACUGGCCUUACACUUAGAAUCGAUUGAAUGGAAGAGGAUCCUAGGCAGGCUACUCUGUCAAGCUUAUAAAGAGAGAGUAAACAAGCUGCAACAGUUCAUCAAAGAUCGUAUGAAAACUAUGAGCAAGAGAAUUAAAGACUUAGAUGACGUUAGAGUGGCAAUGAUGUGCCUUGAGCUGAUUAGAGAAGAAUUUAUAAGUAUGGACAUGGAGCUCGACUUGAUUGAAGAAAGCUACGGCACGUUUAGUCAGUUCAACAUCGAUGUUCCUAAAGAGGACGCAGAUAUGGUGUAUGGAUUACGCUACGCUUUUCAGAACAUGUUAUUGACUUCCCAACAAGUGCAACAGAAGAUUGUAGAUAUGCAAGGUCCACUGCAAUCUGAAUUAACUGAGGGGGUAACCACGUUCUUAGAAGACGUCCUUAAGUUUGAUGCAGAUUUUGACCAAUUCGGACCCUUGACUCCCGGUCUAACAGCCAGAGAAGCUAGCGAUAGAGUAAUCAUGUUCCAAUCACGAUUUGACGAACUAUGGAGGAGAUUUGAAAUGUACUCUAGCGGUGAAAAGCUAUUUGGCAUGGAAGUCAAAGAUUACCCAAUAUUACACCAAAAAAAGAAAGAAUUCAAUUUGUUGAACAAAUUGUACAGCUUGUAUUUGGCAGUAAUGAACUCCAUCGAUGGCUAUUUUGAGACGCCCUGGGGAGAAAUACAAAUUGAACAAAUUGUUACGCAAUUGUCAGAGUUUGAUGUCAGAUGUCGAAAAUUGCCGCGAGGUAUGAAAGACUGGCCAGCAUUUAUUGAACUAAAGAAUAAAAUCGAUGACUUCAAUCAAACAUGUCCUUUGCUGGAAUUAAUGGCCGAUAAAUCUAUGAAAGACCGACACUGGAGAAGAUUGGAAAAACUAAUGAACUGCGUCUUGGAUGUGGAAUCUGAAGCAUUUACUCUAGCAAACGUAAUGGAGGCGCCACUUUUGAAGUACAAGGAAGACGUUGAAGACAUAUGUAUAAGUGCGGUAAAAGAGAAGGACAUAGAAGCUAAAUUGAAACAAGUAACCGCAGACUGGGCACUGGUUGAUUUAACAUUCGCUAACUUCAAGAACAGAGGCGAACUAUUAAUUAAACCCGCGGAAACCCUGGAAAUCAUCACUUUACUUGAGGACUCCUUAAUGAUCCUCAAUUCAUUGGCUUCAAAUAGAUAUAACGCUCCAUUUAAGAAAAAUAUAUUAUUAUGGAUAAAUAAACUGGUCAGUACCAGCGAGAUUUUGGAGAAAUGGCUUCAAGUCCAGAAUUUAUGGAUGUAUCUGGAAGCGGUAUUUGUUGGCGGAGAUAUUGCUAAGCAGCUACCGGCAGAAGCUAAACGAUUCGCAGGGAUCGACAAAACUUACGUGAAAAUAAUGUACCGCGCUCGAGAUAUAGUGAACUGUGUGGAGACGUGCACCUCUGACGACACGCUGAAGCAGCUGCUGCCUCAUCUGUACGAGCAGCUGGAGGCUUGCCAGAAGUCGCUCACGGGUUACCUGGAGACCAAGCGACUCAUUUUCCCCAGAUUCUUCUUCGUAUCCGAUCCAGUGCUACUCGAAAUUCUUGGGCAGGCUUCGGACCCUCAUUCUAUACAAUCUCAUCUGCCAAGUAUUUUCGACGCCGUGUUUACUGUCGAUUUCGACGAUAAGGACAGGAUUACCCAUAUGAACUCCAGCAAUGGUGAACGUAUACAGCUGGAAAUGCCGGUGUCGUGCAUUGGAGGUGUUGAGGUAAAACAAUUGCUCGUGUAG
This is a messenger RNA of Spodoptera exigua (beet armyworm), 4584 nucleotides long. NCBI's taxonomy places the organism in Eukaryota, Metazoa, Arthropoda, Insecta, Lepidoptera, Noctuidae. The record is from the annotation of a GenBank genome assembly.